This is a messenger RNA of Besnoitia besnoiti, 1086 nucleotides long. Its product is annotated as glycerate kinase. The coding region runs from base 1 to 1086 and encodes 361 amino acids. The transcript is spliced from 8 exons. Lineage: Eukaryota; Apicomplexa; Conoidasida; Eucoccidiorida; Sarcocystidae. The record is from RefSeq and is a predicted model, not a curated record.
AUGGCUUCUCCGUCUGCAGUCACUCCGCCGGAGCUGAGCAGGCUCUUGGCCGCCUUGGGUCCCCGCCGCGCCGACCUCGAGGGGCGGCUGGGGGCGUGGCUGUGCGAGAGAGAGGAAGGAAAAAAGGCGCUACACACCAUGGAGAGAGAGGGGCUUUCUCCAGGCGACACCGCUGCGGCUCUCGCACGUCUGGCGCCGGUUUACCUCUCGGCCUUCUCGUGGAUUUCGCAUCUCCUCGCAGAGAAGAAGAGGCACGAAAACUCCACAGCCGCAAACGGCACCGCGCCGCUGCUCGUCGCCAUCUCAGCGCCGCAGGGCUGCGGGAAGACGGCGCUCACGGAUGCACUCAAGUUUCUGUUUGACGCCGAGAAGACAGAGACGGUUUCGCUGUCGCUGGACACGUUCUACGCCUUAGCCAGCAAGCAAGAAAAGCUCGCGGGCGAGCACCCCGACAAUCCGCUUCUGCAGGGGCGCGGCAACCCAGGCACUCACGAGCCUCUUCUGGCUGCCUGCGUCCUCGACAGCCUCAAGCGCAACGCACCGAACGGGGAAGUUCAGGUCCCGGUGUACGACAAGUCGCUGAACGGGGGGCGCGGCGAUCGGCUCUGCGUCGCGGAGUGGUCCAAGCUCAAAACUGGCGGCAUUGAGCUGAUUCUCUUCGAAGGAUGGCUCCUGGGCUACAAGAGCUUCUCCGACGCGACAGAGGAGACAAUGCCGAGUCUGAGCAAGGAUGAGCGAGAAUGGAUGAAGCCGAUCAACAAGUCUCUGAAGCAAUACGAAGAAAUCGAUGCGCUGGUUGAUGCCUGGCUGAUCCUCCAGGUCGACGAUCUCCAACGCGUGUAUGGCUGGCGACUUGAGCAAGAACAGGCGCUCAAGGCGAGCUCGGGUUCAGGCAUGUCAGACGAGGAAGUCAAGGCGUUCGUUGACAGGUCUGUGCCGGCCUACAAGGCCUACCUGCCGCGCCUCAGCGCAGAGGGCCCCAGCCGGGCUGCGGCCUCAACCCCGGUUUUCGAAAUUCUCCUCGGGGCGGGGCGACGCGCAGAGAAGGCGAAGCUUGUCGGGUUUUGGGGGGCUCUGGACAACUAA